UGCAAGUGUUAUAUUCAGCUGUCAUCAAAGGCGCCUGCAGCUGACACGCCACCAACCAUCAGACACAAUGUCAUACGGGUCCAUUGAUGGAGGCUCCUUUGGCAGUCGCAACCCAUUUGGAGGUCCUACGAGGCAGGGCUACCAGCCAGUAGCCACACAGGUCAGCCCCUCAGAACUGCAAGAUGUGUUUCAGGAGACCUCCUCCAAUAUCUUCCAGAUCAACGCCAACGUUGUAACACUAGAGAAGAAUCUGCAAUCACUGGGAACAUCUAGAGAUACAGCAGAGCUACGACAGAGUCUACACUCCAUGCAGCAGCAAACCAACAAAGUCAUCACCAGCACUAGCCAACUCAUCAAACAGCUCUCUGAUAUAAUCAGCGGCUCUUCACGGCAAGACCGUCUGCACCUGACCAGACUAAAGACUGAACUCUCAGAGUCUGUGCAGCGCUAUGGGGAUCUGCAGAAGAAAAUUGCAGAGCGUUCAAGGGCCUUGCUCCCUCCAGCACAGAAAGACAAGAAGAAGAGUCCCCAGACACCAAUCGAGGAGGGUCCUCUGUUUGGAGAAGCAGUGGGCUCAGAGGGAGGAGCUCAGGCUUUCCUAUCUGAGAUCAGUGAGGAGGAUGUGGAGGUUCUUCGCCAAAGAGAGGAGGCCCUGCUGCAGAUCGAAAGAGACAUGCUGGAUGUCAGUCAAAUCAUGAAGGAUCUGGCCAGUAUGGUCCAUGAACAAGGUGACGCCAUAGACAGCAUCGAAGAUUACAUCCAGACUACAUCAUCCAACGUGGAAUCAGCCAAUCAGGAGCUCGCGAAGGCCAACCAAUACCAGAGGCAGCUGAGGAAGAGGAAGUGCUACCUCCUGGUGGCCGGAGCCAUCGUCCUCACCAUCCUCAUCAUCAUCAUUGCUGUUUCAGCAAGAAAAUGAGACCGGCCACUGUGGUAGCUGCUGUCAUUACCGUGUCACUGCAGUGCUCCUGCCCAGUCUGAUCCCUGACCUGAGCAGCUGGUUUCCAGUAGGAGGGAGCUGCCCUGCAACAACAUCUCUACUCCAUCAUUCCUGCCUCUGUUUACAUGUGCAUCAGUGUGGGGAUGGAGGCCUUUCUCAGCAUACCAAUUUGUCAAGAGUAAGCCCUAGCCGCAGCCUCUCAUCUAAUCAUCAUUGUGCUUAAUAUUACUUUUUUUUUCAUUGAAACUGAAGUCAUAAAUGUGAAUUUAGUGAUUACAUCAGAGGCACAAGCUGGGGUGUUUUCUGACUUACUGUGUGCUGUGGAGGGUUACUGUCGUAUAUUACAGAGCUUCAGCUCUUAUCUAUGGUGUUUUAUCAGAAAACCAGAUGAAGGUAGAGCAGGAGUUUUAGGGUGCAGACAGCUUGAACUUUACAGUCUUCACUGCUGUACUGUAUGCUCUGUUUCUUUUAUGUAUUUUUACUGAAAUUAUGUCCAUAUUUAUCAGCUUGUAGUGUACUUUAAUCAGUAUUAUAUUGUAGCGUUUGUUGCUAUUGUUAAAUAUUGUUUAACCAAAUAAAACUUCCCAAAUAAAAGUCUAAGUUCAACAUUAAAGCAAAGCUUUGCCUGUGUU
Epinephelus moara (kelp grouper) is the source of this 1572-nucleotide messenger RNA. RefSeq names its product T-SNARE Domain Containing 1 (gene tsnare1). The coding region runs from base 68 to 919 and encodes 283 amino acids. Gene Ontology annotation, molecular function: SNAP receptor activity; SNARE binding. Gene Ontology annotation, biological process: intracellular protein transport; vesicle-mediated transport; vesicle fusion. The transcript is spliced from 13 exons. The record is from RefSeq and is a predicted model, not a curated record. Gene Ontology annotation, cellular component: SNARE complex; membrane; endomembrane system. Lineage: Eukaryota; Metazoa; Chordata; Actinopteri; Perciformes; Serranidae.